Molecule: messenger RNA, 1380 nt
Organism: Dioszegia hungarica
Lineage: Eukaryota; Fungi; Basidiomycota; Tremellomycetes; Tremellales; Bulleribasidiaceae
Product: FAD dependent oxidoreductase
Exons: 8
Coding region: 1-1380 (459 amino acids)
Cellular component (GO): mitochondrion
Molecular function (GO): (S)-2-hydroxyglutarate dehydrogenase activity; (S)-2-hydroxy-acid oxidase activity
Source: RefSeq, a predicted model, not a curated record
AUGUCUUACGCAGCCCGCAUGAGGCAGGCCUACCCGUUCAAGGCGGCCUCCACAUCGGUAGACCACCUUGUCAUUGGCGGAGGGGUCCUAGGUCUCUCCGCAGCGGCUGGACUGGUCAAUACUGCCGGUCGAGGGCGGACCACCUUCCUGGUCGAGAAGAGGAAUCAGCUCUGGCAAAAUACUUCCCAGCGGAAAACAGACGUGAUACAAUCAGGCAUAUACUACCCGAUUGGAUCCCUCAAAUCGCAAUUGUCUAUACGAGGCCGCCAUCUGCUGUACGACCGGUGUGAAGCGCUCGGCAUAGAACACAGGAAGACGCAGAAGCUGGUGGUUGCGACCUCAAAUUCACAAAUACCUUACCUCGACUACCUUCAGGGUAUAUCGGUCAACGAGCGGCUCCGACAAGGAACAGGGGUACAAAGUUCCAGCCAGAAUGACUCAAGCAUCCCUGCAUACUUCCUCUCGGGCGAUGAUGCGCGGGAUAUGGAGCCGGAUCUGUCGCCCGCUGUGAAUGGCGCGGUCAUCAUGACGGAGACGGGCAUACUCGACCGAAGAGGUCUCAUCCAGAGUCUGGAGAAGGAGGUGGAAGAGGAAGAGUACCUGGAGACACCAGUCGGUGUCGGACUGGGCGUGGGAAGGCGGAUCAGAGGUAAAGGGGACGGAAGGGGGCAUGGAAUGAUUGUGCGGGGCACGAGAGUAGUGCGGAUCGAUGCGGACGAAAAGGGCGGGUGGGUGGUGCAGCUCGAGAGCGGCUGGAAUGGGGAAGAGGGGGUCAAGGGGGAGAUAGAGGCCGUCAGGGCUCAGGUGGUCGUGAAUGCGGCAGGAGUUGGCGGUGCGGAAUUGACGGAGGGUGUACGGUCGGAGUGCGGGCGCGUGCCGGAGGAAGUGGUCAGAGGCGGAUAUCUGCUGUACACAGGGCCUGGAGUGGAGAAUGUCUCGCGCAUCAUUCAUCCAUGUCCCACGCGCCACAGCGAUGGGGUAUCGGCUCGAUUGUCAAUCGAUCUGGACGGAAUCAUUCAUUUCGGUCCUGACCUAUCGUUCCUAAGUCCAGCAUCCCAGGACCCGUCAGAUUGGCCUCAACCAUCCGAGUCAGACCUUCAAGCGAUCGGGCAAGCGAUCCAGGACUAUCUUCCCAACAUCGACCCGUCUCUUCUCCAGCCCGGCUACUCGGAACUACGACCAGCUAUCACACAUGACGGAGGCAUAGGGGAUUUUAUGAUUCGCCACACCGAAGACCGGACGGGCUUGAUCGAGCUCUUGGGCUUUGAUAGUCCUUUGACCCCAGCUUUGGCGGUCGGUGAGCUCGUAGUGGAUAAGGUCAAGAAGGAGAUCUGGCGGGGAGGGAGGCAAGUCGAUGAGCUAGCUAAGGGCUGGGAGUAG